GGGAGGCAAUUCACGCGUGUAAACACGAGGAUGCUUUAAAACUAUGUUUCGUGUUUUUAGAAGUUAAAAACAGGAUUGAUUCUUUAUUGAAAUUACAUACACUCCACAACAUUUAUCAUGGCAGAAAAAGGAAUAUCUGACGCAUCAUCUUCAGAGAAUGAGAGUACUGAGUGUUCAGAAAACGAAACUAAAGACUGUAAAGAAGACCAAACGAAAGAAGAAAAUAAAGUAAAUAAAAAUGAAAAGCAAAAUGAUUAUUCCCAUCCUGUUUAUAAAAAUAUUUCCCAGUUUAAUGGUGAAGUUAACAGAAUGAAAAGGCCAGAGAUAAUCAGAAGAUUAACUAAAUAUAACAUGGAUACAAAUGGAACAACAGAAAUAUUGAAAAGACGAUUGAAGAAUUGUUAUAAGAAAAGAAAGUUAAAUGAUGUCAGUAUAUCAGAUUCUAAUGCGUCUAAAUUUGAUUAUAUAGUUGUUAUAGAUUAUGAAGCAACAUGUGAAGCUGAUGUCUUCAACUAUAGACAUGAAAUUAUUGAAUUUCCAGCUAUUUUAGUUAAUGUGCCUAAUGGUGAAUUAGUAGAUGAGUUUCGCUCAUAUUGUAAACCAAUAGAAAAUCCUAAGUUAACCAAAUUCUGUACAGAACUUACUGGUAUUACACAGGACAAAGUAGAUACAGCUGAAGAAUUUCCUGUAGUAUUACAGAAAUUUGAAGAAUGGUUAAAGUCUCAUCGUCUUGGUGGUAAAAGAGGUUUUAAAUUUGCAGUAGCCACUGAUGGACCGUGGGAUAUGAGGAGGUUUUUAUAUUAUCAGUGUCAAAUGUCAGAUCUAGUGUUUCCAAAAUGGGCAAGAAAGUGGGUGAAUUUACGUUCAUUAUUUGGAAACUUUUAUAAACGUGAAAGAGGAAAUAUAGAAAAUAUGUUAUCUCAUUUAGGACUAGUAUUUGAAGGUAGACAACACUGUGGUAUGGAUGAUACAAGAAACAUUGCUAGAAUAGCUCAACAUUUAAUUAAAGAUGGAUGUGUAAUCCAUGUAAAUCAGUCAUUUUCAGGCAAUGAUAAGGGACGAAUACAAGAAAUAAAACCUCAGAAAAAUAGUAGGAGUAAUGAUUUUGAAAUACCUGAAAUUAAACCUGUGAAUAUUAAAACUGAAGCUGAUAAAGUUAAAGAUAAAGAAGUUAGAGAAGCAUUACGUAAAUUGCAACUGAAAGAAGAUGAAGAACUUGUUGCAUUUUAUAAAUCUAUAAAUCGGUAUUAAA
Messenger RNA from Patella vulgata (common limpet), 1252 nucleotides. RefSeq names its product 3'-5' exoribonuclease 1. Lineage: Eukaryota; Metazoa; Mollusca; Gastropoda; Patellidae. The transcript has 6 exons. The record is from RefSeq and is a predicted model, not a curated record. Gene Ontology annotation, cellular component: cytoplasm. Bases 118 to 1251 code for a protein of 377 amino acids. Gene Ontology annotation, biological process: exonucleolytic trimming to generate mature 3'-end of 5.8S rRNA from tricistronic rRNA transcript (SSU-rRNA, 5.8S rRNA, LSU-rRNA). Gene Ontology annotation, molecular function: 3'-5'-RNA exonuclease activity; nucleic acid binding.